AUGGAUACCAAGCUUUCAAAUUCUGCUGACCAGAUUGCGACGACCUUUGAGUACAUGGAUUCAUUGAGCCAAGCUGGCAGCAGAAGUUCAAGGGCAACAAGCGUUGCAUCGGGUGCAUCAUCAGCAUCCAAUGCUAGGCUCAGAGCAUCAGCCGAGAAAGCUGCGUUGCAAGCAGAAAUUGCAACAGGGAAUAGAAGACAGGCUCUGGAAGAGGAGGAGCUAAAGCUUCGUCAGCGACGGCGGCAGAUCGAGUUAGAGACAAAGCUAGCGAGAGCUGCUGCUAUAGAGAAAACAUUUGCUGAGGCUGAAAAUGAUUAUGAUGUUAAGAAUUCUACACCAUUGGUUCAGCCAGUCACCACACACCACACGACACCAAACCAAGUUCCCAAAGUAAACCAAGAUGAUUCUCUUCCAAGUUCGGGUUCAACCACCAUACCCUCACUUAGCACACCGGUCGGAGACACACCUAGCAACUUCACUCAUCUCGUGAAAGCCAUGCAGGUACAACAACAGUCCUUGGUAGAGACCCUCCAAUUGCCAAAGACUGAGCUAAUGACUUUUGACGGAGAUCCUGCAAAUUACUGGGUGUUCAUCCGGGCAUUCGAGAAUGCUGUAGAAAAGGACACAAUUAGCGAUGCUGCAAAGUUGGCUCGUCUCCAGCAAUACUGCACUGGUGCUGCGAAGAAACUGAUACAGUGCUGUGCAGUCAAGACACCACCCGAGGGCUAUGCUCUUGCAAGAAAGCUUCUGAAGGAAAGGUUCGGAAAUGAAUAUGACAUAGCGGAGGCAUGGAUCAACAAGAUCGUUAAUCGCCCUGAUAUUCGAGACAGCAGGGCACUUUUAGAUUUUGCUGAUGACUUGAGAAACUGCCGGGAGACACUAGACACCAUGGACAAAUUGUGUGAGCUUAACAACAGCAGAAGUUUGGCUCAGAUGUUGGAUAAGCUACCCUGGGAUGUUCGCAAGGCAUGGCUGAGAAAGGUUUACCAUAUUAAAACUGUUGAAUCCAGGUCCCCUACUAUAGAUGACGUCGUCAAUUUCGUGCAGAUUUCAGCACAACAAGCAAAUGACCCAGUCUACAGCAAGCUCGUGAGCAGAGACCGGGCUGAAAAAUCAAUGAAGGAUGUCAAACGCAAAGAUACUUCCGUGUCAAAACCCCGCUCCAAUUUUGUGACACAAGUAGAGACAGCAUCCUCCCCUCAACGCACUAACGAUAAGGGGACAUAUCGGAAUGCAGAUUGGCAUGCAAAUGCAUCAUCAGAACGACUGUGUGUCAACUGUCUACAACCAGGACAUAGAGCCCGAGAUUGUUCGAGAGAUGCAGUAUGCACUGUUCCUGGAUGUGGUUUGAAACAUACCAAGUUCUUACAUCUCACCCGCACGGGCAACCCAUCAACACCAACAAGUGUUUACCCUGUGAAGCAAGGAGAUCAGCUCAUAAAUAAUGCUGUUCCUGUCACCGUCAAUGCUGUGCCAACAACUGCCUCAGCCAAUGCAACUUGCAACACUUCUGGGGCCGGAAGUGGAAGGAUAGCCCUACCCAUAGUUCCAGUGAAAGUACGAAGCCACAGAAGUGCUACUAACUUUGUGACGACAUACGCUCUACUUGACAGUGGAUCAACGCAGACUUUCUGCUCAGAAAAGCUAAUUAAUGAGCUUGGAGUUAAUGGAAAACCAGACACCAUGAGGCUGACAACCUUAGACAAUCACGAUAUCCUCACUGAAACUCGCAUUGUACAUCUUGAGGUAACUGACAUGUGUGAUGAAAAUCUGGUUGUCAUGACACAUGUUCUGACAAGGCCAAAACUACAGAUGGGCAUCAGCACUUUGAUAGAUCAAAAGGAGAUCAACAAAUGGUCACACCUAAGCGAUAUAAUCUUGCCAGAUGUAGAUGCUAACAAUGUACACUUGCUCAUAGGCCAAGACAACCCCUCUGCUUUAAUUCCGAAAGAAGUCCGGGAAGGAGGCGUUGGAACACCCUAUGCGACACGCACUAAAUUAGGAUGGACUCUCAAUGGCCCAUUUGAGACUGGACCCCUAAGCCGUUCAACUUCUUUCUUCAUUGAAACAGACACAAGUCUACAGCAACAAGUAGAAAAGUUCUGGAAACUGGACGGCACUGGAGGUGACGAGAGAGGUAUGUCAAUCAGUGAUAAGAAAGUUAUCUCUACCUGGGAGCAGUCAUUGUGCCGGGAUGGAGCACACUAUAGCAUGAACAUUCCCUUUAAGAUGCGCCCACCUCAACUACCUGACAACAAGGCAGUGGCCGAACACAGACUCCGUCUGCUGGGGAGACGACUAGGCCGAGACUCCGACAUGAAGGAGAAAUACAUUGCAGGCAUCCAAGAUUUGAUGAAUAAAGGAUAUGCAGAGGAGGUACCCCAGCAGGAUCUGAACAGAGAAGAUGGAGCAGUUUGGUAUUUGCCACACCAUCCGGUCCUUCACCCACGCAAACCAGGAAAGGUGCGCAUAGUGUUCGACUGUGCUGCUCGUUACCGAGGUGUGUCACUCAACGACAAGGUUCAUCAGGGCCCAGAUAUGACAAACAAGCUAGUGGGAGUGUUGAUUCAGUUCCGGCAAGAGACCAUCGCCCUGAUGGCAGAUGUUGAAGGAAUGUUUCACCAGGUGCACGUGAAUAAGCCUGACCGCGACGUUCUGCGUUUCCUGUGGUGGACCGACAACGACAUAAGUGGGGUUCCUACUAAGACGUUUCGUAUGACAUCUCACUUGUUUGGAGGCAUUUGGUCACCAAGCUGUGCAACUUUUGCCUUAAAGCGUACAGCACAAGACAACAUGGAGAGUUUUGACGCCAACACCAUAGACACCAUAGACAAAAACUUCUACGUCGAUGAUUGCCUCAAGUCAGUCGCUACAGAGCAAGAAGCCAUCAGCCUUGUUAGACAGCUUCGUGAGGUUUUGGCCUCCGGUGGAUUUCGUCUCACGAAGUGGAUUAGUAACUCCCGGGAAGUCCUGAGGUCAGUUCCUGAAUCUGAACGAGCGAAGGGAGUGCCAACAUUGGACCUGGACCAGACACUUCCUGCCGAGCGAGCACUGGGUGUGCUAUGGGACAUCGAGUCUGAUGCCUUUACAUUCAAUGUGAGUGUGACGGAGAAGCCGUUGACACGACGUGGACUGCUGGGAACAGUGAGUUCUGUGUACGACCCCCUAGGUUAUGCCAGUCCGUUUGUACUCACUGCUAAAAUACUUUUCCAGUCGCUGUGCAGAAUGAAAAUUGGAUGGGACGAUCCAAUCCCAGACUCCAUCAAAGAGCAGUGGAUCCGGUGGAUGGCCGAUUUACCACUCCUUCAGAAGAUAUCAAUACCACGUUGUGUCAAGCCACUAAAUUACGACACCAUCACUUCAGCGCAGUUACACCAUUUUGCGGAUGCUUCUGAAAGGGGUUUUGGAGCUGUUACUUACCUGCGACUUCAGGAUUCCAGUGGUUUGGUACAUUGUGUGCUGCUCAUGGCCAAAGCAAAGCUGGCACCUCUGAAGACAACAACAAUUCCCCGCCUUGAACUUGCUGCCGCAGUCAUUUCUGUCAAGCUUGAUGAAACAAUGCGUCGUCAUCUUACACUACCAUUGCAGGAGACAGUCUACUGGAGCGAUAGCAUGAUUGUGUUGCAGUAUUUGAGAAAUGAGGAAAAGAGAUUCCAAACCUUCGUUGCCAACCGUGUGUCAAAGAUACUGGAGCAUUCCACACCGCAGCAAUGGAAGCAUGUUGAUACGAGCUCCAAUCCAGCAGACGAUGUCUCCAGAGGACUUCAAGCACAGCAGCUCAUUGACAGCAAACGUUGGCUUCAUGGACCACAAUUUCUUCAGCUCGAGGAAGAUAAAUGGCCCAAUCAACCUGAAUUUGACAAGAUGACUCUGCCUGUAGACAUGGAGCUUAAGACAGUUACACAAGUCUACUCAGUCGAGGCAACCACUAAUACACCUUAG
Messenger RNA from Asterias rubens (European starfish), 3942 nucleotides. RefSeq lists its product as uncharacterized. Lineage: Eukaryota; Metazoa; Echinodermata; Asteroidea; Forcipulatida; Asteriidae. The record is from RefSeq and is a predicted model, not a curated record. Bases 1 to 3942 code for a protein of 1313 amino acids. Gene Ontology annotation, molecular function: nucleic acid binding; zinc ion binding. The transcript is spliced from 2 exons.